Molecule: messenger RNA, 2112 nt
Organism: Larimichthys crocea (large yellow croaker)
Lineage: Eukaryota; Metazoa; Chordata; Actinopteri; Sciaenidae
Gene: ccr6a
Product: chemokine (C-C motif) receptor 6a
Exons: 2
Coding region: 265-1542 (425 amino acids)
Biological process (GO): calcium-mediated signaling; immune response; positive regulation of cytosolic calcium ion concentration
Cellular component (GO): external side of plasma membrane; membrane
Molecular function (GO): C-C chemokine receptor activity; C-C chemokine binding
Source: RefSeq, a predicted model, not a curated record
AUGAAACUGUGUAUAUAUAUUUACAUUUAUAGAAGUGAAGCUGCCGACUGAUGGUGGAUGAAAUGUUUCAUUGUAAGAAUUCAAAUGAAUUCAGAUCAGUGAGCCGUCGCUGGAUCUCAUCAGGUCGUGUUGAAGUCCAAACGAAAACAAAAACAGGAAACAGUUUCUUUAUUUUAAAGACUCAAACAUCAUCAGUGACACAAACUAACUUCACUGAGUUUCUCUAAAUCUGGUGUAAAAAACCUCAGCGAGGUCGUCACCUGGAUGGUUUCUCAACAGUCAGGACUUCUUCUGAAGUCUGAACCAGAACUCUCAGACCAAAGUCCAGAUGUUCUCUGGUCUGUUGUCCAUCCAAGUGUUUGUUGGUUUCCAGUCAUUCAGACCAUGAAGCAGCAGAAGAAGAUGGAGGAGUUCUAUGAUGGAAACGAGACAUAUUUCGACAUGAACUGCACUGGUGACGAUUGUCCUCCAGAACCUUGUCCUCUCCAGAACAACCAGAGCGUUGAGCUGGUGGUGGGCCCAUACGUCCACUCCAUCAUCUGCAUCCUGGGCUUCGUGGGAAACAGCCUAGUAAUCGUCACCUACGCCUUCUACAAGAGGACCAAGUCCAUGACUGAUGUCUACCUGCUCAACGUCGCCAUCGCCGACCUGCUGUUCGUGGUGUCGCUGCCCCUCAUCGUCUACAACGAGUUGUCAUCAUGGUCGAUGGGCCUGGUGGCCUGCAAGUUGCUGCGAGGCUCCUACAGCGUGAACCUGUACAGCGGCAUGCUGCUGCUCGCCUGCAUCAGCACCGACCGCUACAUCGCCAUCGUCCAGGCCCGCCGCAGCUUCAGACUGCGCUCGCUGACAUACAGCCGCCUCAUCUGCUUCAUCGUCUGGGUCUCCGCCAUACUGCUGUCCGUCCCCACCUUCUGCUUCUACACCUUGUACAAGCCGGCCCACAGCGACGUUGUCUACAUUGAUGAGGAUGAGAAGAAGAUGGCUCAGUCAUCAAGUCCUUCUCAGGAUGUCUGCGAGUUGAAGUUCACAGACAGCAACAUGGCCUUGAAUACCAAGGUAGCGAUCCCCAGCGUCCAGCUGGCGUUGGGCUUCUUCCUGCCGCUGGUCGUCAUGGUCUGCUGUUACACCUCCAUCAUUGUCACUCUGCUGAGAGCCAAGAACUUCCAGCGGCACAAGGCGGUGCGGGUGGUGCUGGCUGUGGUGGCGGUGUUCAUCGCCUGCCACAUGCCCUACAACAUGGCACUACUCUACGACACCGCCACCAUGUUCCGGGAGCAGAAGUGCCAACAGGUCGACACCCUGCAAGUAGCCAAAACGGUGACGCAGACCAUCGCCUACCUGCACUGCUGCCUGAACCCCGUCCUGUACGCCUUCGUCGGGGUGAAGUUCAGGAACCACUUCAGGAGGAUCUUCCAGGAUCUGUGGUGUCUGGGGAAGAAGUACAUCGCCCCACAGCGCUUAUCAAGGACCGUCGAGAGCUACGCGUCUACUCGCCGCUCGGUGGACGGGUCCAGUGAAAACGGCUCCUCUUUCACCAUGUGAGGGCGCCCGGCGGGUUCAUCCGUGGAUCCAUCUGCCGUGGACCACGAACUUCCUUCUGGUCCCGGACUUGAGGCCUGCCGGCGGUCACAAGACGAGUCCGAGAGGAAAAAAUCUGCUGUGUCAGUUUGUCUUUUCUUUUUUUAUAAUUUUUAUCUUCAGACUUAAAAAACUGAUUAAACGAAACAACCUGAGAAGAAAACGAAAAAAAGCAGCUGAGGGGUGAGGAGUGACGACACCUGUGCACCUGACACACCUGCACAGGUUACACCUGCUGGCUCCUACAGUCUGUCUCAGGUGAUCUGAGUGUAACUGACAGGUGGAGGUCCAGAGUCCAUCCUGGUGUCAGCUUUAGAUACUUCAGGUUCAGGACCUCCAUCUUUCCUUCAUCAGUCAUGUGACCAUUAGACCCUGGUUGUAGUGUCAGAGACGACUUUUACACUGUAACAUUUUUUACGUUAAAUAAUGUUGAUUUCAGAUUUUAUUUCAUGUUUUAUCGUAUAAUUACGAGUUUUUGUUUUGAUGUUACAUUUUUAAAUAAACAAAAAUGAAGUUUUACUGUAAAAUGUAAUU